CCAAGUUUCGUUUUAUUUCUUUUAAAUUCACUGUAGACUUUUUGUAUUAACAUUACCAAUAUUGAACUUUAAUACAUUUUGGCAAAAGCCUUCAGGAGGUAAUAGAUCUCGGGAUGCACUAAGCUUAAACAUCUCUGUCUGUGUAAAGCACUUUGAAUCGUCACUGUGUGUGAAAACAGACUCGCCUUGCCUAGUGUGCCACAGUUGUCGGGUGUCGUUGUUUCACGAUUAUGCUGAGAUUGUUUUUGCUGUUACACAUCUCUAUGGAAUCAGCCCAUACCAUGUUUAAAGCAGCGUAGGGAGACGGGAAAAAUCAGGAACUGGGAUAAUGCAAAUCGAAUAUGUUUAUCCAGUUUUUAAAAAUUAUCAUCAUUUGUCUCGAAAAUAUAAGCAUCCAGUUUUCAAAAAGAAAGAACAACAGGAUUGCAGUUACACGAGUACAGAUGCACGUUCAAGGCUGAUUGACAGGACGCGCGCUCGCUGCAUGGGCGGGACCACGCUAACCUAGGAAGAAGAGAAGCGCCCGCUUCCAAGACGUCCAGGUCGACUUGAUCAUGGACAAGACGGCCGUGGUUAAAGUGGGGGCUGUGGCCAGCGCGAGCAUGUGCGUCCUGUUUGGUGGGCUGGUCGUCGCGCAGUAUUUUCUCACCAAGAAAAAAAGAGCCGGAAAGAAAACGAAGAUCAUCGAAAUGAUGCCCGAGUUUGAGAAGAGCACAGUUCACAUCAGGUACCCUGAGCGCGUGGAGCAGAUCAUCUGUGGUAUGAUCAAGGGUGGAGCCUCCAAACUCCAGGUCAUCACUGACUUCGAUAUGACCUUAAGCAAGUUCGCAGUCAAUGGGAAAUGCUGCCCCACUUGUCACAAUAUCAUUGACAACUGCAGUCUGGUCACAGAAGAGUGUAGGAAGAAGCUGUUCCAGCUGAAGGAGACGUACUAUCCUAUCGAGAUUGACCCGCAUCUGACCAUGGAAGAGAAGUACCCAUUCAUGGUGGAGUGGUAUUUUAAGUCUCACUCAUUGCUGGUGGAGCAGCGUCUACAGAGGGAAAAGCUUCCUGAAGUGGUACGGGAAUCGGACGUCUGUCUCAGGGAAGGCUACGAGCACUUCUUCGACCGGUUGCACCAGCAUGCAGUUCCCAUGUUCAUAUUCUCAGCCGGCCUGGGCGACGUCUUGGAAGAGAUCAUCAGGCAGGCCGGCGUCUACCACCCCAACGUCAAAGUCAUCUCCAACUUCAUGGACUUCGACGAGAACGGCGUCCUGAAAGGCUUCAAAGGUGAGCUGAUCCACGUGUACAACAAGCACGACGGCGCACUGAGGAACACGGACUACUUCAAACAGCUGAAAGACAACAGCAACAUCCUGCUCCUCGGAGACUCGCUGGGCGACCUCACCAUGGCCGACGGCGUGCCCAACGUGGAGAACGUCCUCAAGAUCGGCUUCCUCAACGACAAGGUGGAGGAGCUUUUAGAGAAGUACAUGGGUUCCUACGACAUUGUUCUGGUGAAGGACGAAACACUCGAAGUGCCCAACUCCAUUCUGCAGAAGAUCUUAUAACAGACUGUGGAGCGGCAGUCCUCCAGCGGGCCCCGUGGGACACAGGCUCCCAGAGACCUCGUUCCUGGAUUGCCAUAGACCUCGUUAUGGGAUCACCAGAGACCUCACCAGAUCACCAGAGACCUUGUUACUGGAUCACCAGUCACUGGGUCUCCACCUGCUCUGUGGACAGUCUCUCUCUCUCUCACUCACACACACACACACACACACAAAAACACACACACACCCCUCCCCAUGAUCUUUUAAAUCCCGGUUUCCCUUCUGAAUGAACUUUCUCAAAACAUCCAUCAUGCCUUUGUCCUCUACCUUUGGGGUCUCAUCCAGUUAUUGCAACUCUUGGUUAAUGAAAACCAAACAAUGGCCAGUUUUGAGAGAUGCCCGCCGUGCACACACCCACACUCCUUUAGUAGGUCUGGCUGUUUUACGUGUGUAUGUAAUUGGUGUAUUAUUAAAGACUGUGACCUGUGUAUGGGGCAGAGCGUUCUGCUCAGAGCAGUCACGGUGGCAUAGUUUUGGGUAUCGUUGGCCUAUGCGUCUGCCGGGCACGGCAGCGUUGCUGGGGGGGUUUCGUGGAUAUCUGCGUGCCCGAUGGGUCGAGAUGUUCAGCCACCCAAUCAUUUUCUGCCAUAAUGGGUGGGAAGAUCGCUAACUCGGAUUAUGCAUCAUAGCACACAUACACCCUGUACCUCAGAAAUACCAGCCUCAGAUCAACUGUGUGUGUGUGUGUGUGUGUGUGUGUGUGUGUGUGUGUAAUAUACAACAGCAAAUUAAUUUGCACAUUCUUAGACUUGUUAAUGUUCACGUUCUUGAUAUUGUCAUGUUUGUAUUAGGAGUAAUGAGUCUAAGCCAGCACAUGGUCACUGCUCGCUGUCUGUCACAUAAUGGCAGGAGUUUUGUGGGUGGGACCGUGCGGAUGUCACCGGCACAGUUGAUACUCUGCAGAAGAUUUGAGUUAUUUACCUCUGCAACAAUUCACGUUGCUUUAUUUCCUCAUAAUACUGAUAUGAAAUGUCUUUCUUAAUGUGUGUUUAUACUGUUUUGAAUUUUUCAGUUCCUUUUAAAUUAUUGUCGCGAUCACCGUAGGUUUCAUUCAGACAGUAGCAGACGUACACUCCAAGUGCACAAUGUUUAAUAGUUGUCAUCUCUUAACACUUGACAAACACCUGACUGUGACUCAUGCUCAUCCUUACUGACGAGUUUAAAAUCGUCUUCAGCGUGUACAGCAUUAUCGGACUGCGGUGAAACGGAUUGAAGGCCACACACACUCUCCUGAGUUAUGAAGUGCUUAAAGACAUUGACAUAGUUAGAACUGCAGUGUAGUAUGCAAGGUUUCCAGAGAAACGCGACGUUAGACGGGAAGCUUUCCAGAGAAACAGGCCGUUAGAGGAUACCUUGUGUAAUACGUUUUAUUUUUAUUUUAGUCUCAUCUCCUCCCUCUCUCUCUCUCUCUCUCUAUCUCUCAUAUAUAUAGUUACACAAAAAUGUGUGUGUACACACACACAAUGAAUGUAAUGUGCAUUUUUGCUACUUUUAGCGCACAGAGAGCUUCCUGUUGCGUUUCAUGUUUGAGCCUGGCCUAACACCAGUGUGUGUGUUUACACUGCCUCUGAAGGGAAUGGUUCGUCUCCAGACACCAUCGUGGCUGUGUCGGAUUUACACAAAGCUACGUGGUCCAAGCUAGUUGUUACCCGUCAUUAACGGUGUUGGCACUGCUGGAUCAGCAGCUUCUCUCAACAAUCGUGUGACUUGCACUAACUUUGUCAGCUUUUAAGUUGUACGAGUUGUUGCGUUGUGUUGCUGACUUGCAUGUUGCCUUCCAUGUCCUUGAAAAUGCUAAAAGAAGAAACCGUACAUCAAUAAAUACAGGCAAUAAUAA
Electrophorus electricus (electric eel) is the source of this 3426-nucleotide messenger RNA. It is a transcript of the gene nt5c3a, whose product is annotated as 5'-nucleotidase, cytosolic IIIA. The record is from RefSeq and is a predicted model, not a curated record. NCBI's taxonomy places the organism in Eukaryota, Metazoa, Chordata, Actinopteri, Gymnotiformes, Gymnotidae. Gene Ontology annotation, cellular component: cytoplasm. Gene Ontology annotation, molecular function: magnesium ion binding; 5'-nucleotidase activity.